UGACAGAGGCCCGAUAUGCCGGUUUGGAUUGUCAACUUGUUGCCAAAUGUCCUAGUACGAUUUUAAUAUCUUGAGAGCGGCCCUUACACAGCACACAUAUCAAGCCAUUACUAGUAGUGCAACGUUCACAGAUUGAACUCGGCGAAGACGAACCUCAAAGAUGAGCAACAGCAAGUCUCCUCUCGUUCACACCACUGUAGUACACGACUAUGGUUCGACACCACCCACUUCUGCCGGCACGUCCCAAGAUGAUGGAGCAAUUAAUGGACGGCGCAUUGUCCCAGGGUUCAUCGUCAAUAAUGCCGGGAUGCUAUACAUUAUAGCUUCCCAAUUUUUUUUCGCUUCCAUGAAUCUGUCGGUGAAGAUGUUGAACACCUUGGAGCCUCCGGUGCACGCAUUUGAAGUUAGCUUUGGUAUCACGUUGAUGUGCUGUGUGAUAUACAUGAUUAUCAAAAGGGUCCCUGAUCCAAUCUUUGGCCCCAGAGGUGUUCGAAUGCUAUUGAUAAUCCGUGGAAUCACCGGGUUUUUCGGAUUAUGUGGAAUGUAUCUGUCACUUCAGUAUCUAUCUGUUGCAGAUGCGACAGUCCUGGGUUUCUUGAAACCUCUUACAACGGCGAUCGCUGGGUACGUCCUCCUUAGGGAGGGCUACUCCGUCAUUCAAGCUGUCGCGGGAGUUUUCAGCUUACUUGGUGUUGUCCUUAUCGCUCGCCCCCCGUUUCUAUUCAAGUUCAUACCAAGCGCUAAUCCCGACGGAUUCUACUUGCCGGAAGCAACCCCAAUGCAAAGGCUUGUGGCCGUUGGGGCAGGUAUGAUCGGUGUUGUUGGAGCCACUGGAGGAUAUACCUCAAUUCGCGCAAUUGGGAAGCGAGCUCAUCCGAUGCAUGUAAUGACAUUCUUUUCCUUGUGGUGCACUAUCAUGGCAUCUUUGGGCAUGGCCGUCUUCGAUAUUCCUGUUGUAUAUCCUAGAUCAUGGAGAUGGUUACUUCUUUUGCUCAUGAAUGGUGUCUUUGGCUUCCUAGCACAGGGAUUGCAGCGAGAAACUGUAUCACGCGGUUCUACCGGGGUGUAUAUCCAGAUACUUUUUGCUGUAGUGCUUGAACGCCUAAUCUUCGGAGUUGUGCCGUCUUUACUGUCAGUUAUCGGGGCCGCUAUCAUUGUGUCUUGUGCUCUCUGUGUCGUUUUGACAAAGCCAGCACCUACCCCCGCCAGUACCGUUGACAGUACGGCAUAACAUAUUGGAACUCUUGAACUUUCACGGGACCAUAUAAAGCCUGUAAUUGCUCUCAUACUCUUGUAGCACUUUCAAUU
Molecule: messenger RNA, 1308 nt
Organism: Suillus bovinus
Lineage: Eukaryota; Fungi; Basidiomycota; Agaricomycetes; Boletales; Suillaceae
Product: integral membrane protein DUF6
Exons: 10
Coding region: 161-1231 (356 amino acids)
Cellular component (GO): membrane
Source: RefSeq, a predicted model, not a curated record